CUCAAAAUGGCCGACGGUCGUCUGCAAGGCAAAGAAAUUAUUGUCACUGCAGCAGCGCAAGGAAUCGGUCGUGCUGUUGCCGAAGAAUUUGCCAAGGAGGGUGCUAAUGUUUUAGCCACCGACGUCAACGGCCAAAAACUCGCUGAACUGAACUCUGUCAAAGGAAUACGAACCAAGAUCUUAGACGUGACGAACUACGAUGCGAUUAAAGAACUGGUCAAAGAUUUCUCCAAGUUAGACGUGCUCUUUAACUGCGCUGGGUUUGUUCAUAAUGGGUCGAUUUUGGACUGUGAGGAGAAAGAUUGGGAUCUCUCCUUUGAUAUAAACGUGAAGAGCAUGUAUCGUUUGACGCGGCAAUUUCUCCCCGUCAUGCUCGCAAACGGUGGAGGAGUAAUUAUCAACAUGGCCUCUGUAGCUUCAAGCAUUAAGGGAGUUCCGAAUCGUUUUGUAUACAGCACAACAAAGGGUGCAGUCAUCGCCUUCACCAAAGCACUAGCAGCUGACUUCACCGCGCAGGGAAUUCGUACCCAUGCUAUUUGCCCUGCCACAGUGGAUACUCCUUCACUGCGAGGGCGAAUCAACAGUGCCCCAGAUCCUGAAGAAGCCAUGAAGAAAUUCCUGGCUCGGCAGAAACAGGGAAGACUUGGAAGACCUGACGAAAUUGCAAAACUUGCUGUUUUCCUUGCGUCAGAUGAGGCGCCUUACAUGACGGGCUGUGAGCAUAUCAUUGAUGGAGGAUGGAUGCUUGGCUAAGUGCCUGUUGGUAGGG
Messenger RNA from Pocillopora verrucosa, 769 nucleotides. The record is from RefSeq and is a predicted model, not a curated record. Lineage: Eukaryota; Metazoa; Cnidaria; Anthozoa; Scleractinia; Pocilloporidae.